AUUCCCUCUCUCUCUUAUUUUUCUCCGAUUUUCUCGCUAUUUUCUAUUGGAAAAUCUCUGCCCUAUAAUGAAAAAAUCCCUCCUUGCCUUCUGACAUUUCUCCCCUCAAAUCUUUGUUUUUUCCUUCUUCUUCUGCGUCUUCUCCGCUCUCUCUCUGUCUCUCCCUGUUUGAAUUUUGGAACCAGGUGAGGAGGGGCGGAAUGGGUGUGAUUUGCGCUGUGGGUGUGGGGAUUGGUGAGUUGUGGUUUCGUUGUGGUUUCGUUGCUCUGGUGUUUAGCUGAGGAGGAAGGGAGUAAGGAGGCGGGAGAGAGGAAGAAAAGGCGGUUUCUUUCUUCGUUUCCCUUUCUUUGGGUUUUCCCCCUUCCGUUUUUGUUGGUGGUGGGGAGAUCCUGCCCCUUCUGCCUUUUAGGAUGAGCGCCUCGAGGUUCAUAAAGUGCGUUACCGUGGGCGAUGGAGCUGUGGGGAAAACCUGCAUGCUGAUUUCUUACACCAGCAACACGUUUCCAACGGAUUACGUGCCCACUGUGUUUGACAACUUCAGUGCCAACGUUGUAGUGGAUGGGAACACGGUUAAUCUUGGGUUGUGGGACACAGCAGGGCAAGAGGACUACAAUCGGUUGAGACCUUUGAGUUAUCGAGGAGCAGAUGUUUUUCUUUUGGCGUUCUCCCUCAUUAGCAAAGCAAGCUAUGAAAACGUUUCCAAGAAGUGGAUUCCUGAACUAAGGCAUUAUGCUCCUGGAGUUCCUAUCAUUCUUGUUGGAACAAAGCUUGAUCUUCGAGAUGAUAAGCAGUUCUUUAUUGAUCAUCCUGGUGCGGUUCCAAUUACUACUGCUCAGGGAGAAGAGCUGAGGAAGUUGAUCGGAGCACCUGCUUACAUAGAAUGUAGUUCAAAAACUCAGCAGAAUGUUAAGGCGGUCUUUGAUGCUGCUAUCAAGGUGGUGCUUCAGCCCCCAAAACAGAAAAAGAAGAAGAAGAGAAAGGGACAGAAACAGCAGGUCUGUUCCAUCUUGUGAUCAAGAUAUGUCGAAGUGGAUGGACCGAACCAACCAUUAAUCCUCAGACUCCCUUCUCAAGAUUCUGAGGAACCAGGUCUUGGUGUAUAGUCGACUGACACUACUAGAGCUUUGAAGUCAUCAGGUGAUUUGUUUCUCCGAGUCUUUGGUGAUGUCAUGGUGCAACUCACAUGUGGUCGCGGGUCGCCAUCUGGGUUUAGCUUCUGGUCAUUGACAGACGUAAAAGAUCCCAUUGGAACUGUUUUUCCAGCAUAUGGACAUGUUAUAUUCAUAUUCUGUAUCUUUAUUUAGACAACUGCAAGGUUUGACAUCUUCUGGCAACAGCUUUGUUCAGAUAAAUCACUUGGUAGUUUUUUAUUUGAUAGUGGUUUGUUUCUUGCUUA
Nymphaea colorata (pocket water lily) is the source of this 1396-nucleotide messenger RNA. RefSeq names its product rac-like GTP-binding protein 5. Lineage: Eukaryota; Viridiplantae; Streptophyta; Magnoliopsida; Nymphaeales; Nymphaeaceae. The transcript has 8 exons. The record is from RefSeq and is a predicted model, not a curated record. Gene Ontology annotation, biological process: cortical cytoskeleton organization; establishment or maintenance of cell polarity; small GTPase-mediated signal transduction. The coding region runs from base 411 to 1013 and encodes 200 amino acids. Gene Ontology annotation, cellular component: cell cortex; cell projection; nucleus. Gene Ontology annotation, molecular function: GTP binding; GTPase activity; protein kinase binding.